This is a messenger RNA of Apiotrichum porosum, 429 nucleotides long. RefSeq names its product 60S ribosomal protein L28 (gene RPL28). Gene Ontology annotation, molecular function: structural constituent of ribosome. Gene Ontology annotation, cellular component: ribosome; cytosolic large ribosomal subunit. The coding region runs from base 1 to 429 and encodes 142 amino acids. Lineage: Eukaryota; Fungi; Basidiomycota; Tremellomycetes; Trichosporonales; Trichosporonaceae. Gene Ontology annotation, biological process: translation. The transcript is spliced from 4 exons. The record is from RefSeq and is a predicted model, not a curated record.
AUGCCUACCCGUUUCACCAAGACUAGGAAGCACCGCGGUCACGUGUCCGCUGGUCACGGUCGUGUCGGCAAGCACAGGAAGUCUCCUGGUGGUCGUGGUCUCGCCGGUGGUCAGCACCACCACCGUACCAACAUGGACAAGUACCACCCUGGUUACUUCGGCAAGGUCGGUAUGCGCACCUUCCACCAGCUCAAGAACCACCACUUCCGCCCCACCAUCAACGUUGACAAGCUCAUCACCCUCCCCGAGGCCAAGGUUGAGGCUCCCGAGGGUUCGGUCCCCGUCAUUGACCUUGUCCACCUCGGCAAGUUCAAGCUCCUCGGCAAGGGUGUCGUCGCCAAGCCCUUCAUCGUCAAGACCCGCUUCAUCUCGAAGCAGGCUGAGGAGAAGAUCCGCAGCGCCGGCGGUGUUGUGAAGCUCGUUGCCUAA